Messenger RNA from Hydractinia symbiolongicarpus, 1564 nucleotides. RefSeq lists its product as uncharacterized. The transcript is spliced from 2 exons. The record is from RefSeq and is a predicted model, not a curated record. Lineage: Eukaryota; Metazoa; Cnidaria; Hydrozoa; Anthoathecata; Hydractiniidae. Bases 89 to 1534 code for a protein of 481 amino acids.
CAAAAAUCAAAAUAAAGUAUUACUGGAGAAAAAAACAAUUUUUUUGCAUAAUAUUUGUACUUAAAAUAUGUAGAAUCUUCUGUUUACCAUGCGUCGGUUACUGUGGGUGUUGGUGUAUGGCCUAUUGUUCUGUGUGUUAUGUUUUCAUGCGGCACCGUCAAGAAGCAAAAUUGGUGUAACUGAGCUACUCCAACGUCUCGUCAAGCAGUACAAAAAGCUAAAACAUUUCGAAGGCGAGCACAAUAUAUCGACACGAAAACGAAGCGAUAUCAACUCAGUUUUAAAAUCCAUCAUUCAAGAAAAUGCAGAAAAAAUCCGUACAAGAACAAAGCUUAGAAGAAGUAAAAAACCAAUCACUGCAAGACAAAAGAAAUAUUAUGACUUAAGAGAUAAGAUAGCAUCUGCGGUGGAGAGUAUAACUUUCCCUGCACCUCAGUUGAAGCGCACUUAUAAAUCGGAGUUGGAUCGCCUGCUGGAAAGGAUGAAAGAGAAAACUCUUGAAGAUCAGAGAUUCCACCAAAGAAAUAGCGAAUUGAGAGUAAAAAAGAAAGCUGUGGUCAAUGAUUCAUUUUCUAACGAGUUAAAUUUCAGACCAGCUGAUAAAGAAAGCGAUAACCCACACCCGGCUAAAAAAAUUCUUUCUGUUUAUCAACAGGCUCACGAGGGUAAUAAUACAGGAGACGAUGAACUCGAAGAAAACUUGCGAAUUAUACACGCCGAACACACGAUUAACCCAAACCCUCACCCGGAUCUGUUAAAGGCUUCGUAUGAUCCGCUUCGAAUUUCGUUAAGACCAAUCACAAGCGAGGUAGAUGAAGACGAGGAAACUCCAAACGAUAAACCAAAAGGCCACGAAAAAGAUCGAAGUAAAAGGCCUGCUGGUGUAAAUUAUAAGCCGGGAAAAGCUGAAAAUAAAAAUAUGAGCAAGUCAGCUAAUAAAACAGUAAAAAAUCUAAAACCUCCCGAUAAUUGGAGUUUAGCUACAAAUAAAGAAGAUAAAUUAACAGAUCCCGCACUAAAAUUACUCAACACUACAAAAGAAGAAAACGCCACUCAGAAAUAUAACACGACAAAAACACGACUUCAUAAAAGUUCAAACAUGGUAACACCGAUCAAAGAAAAUGACGCCGAUGACUGGACGGAUCGUCGAACUCACGCACUUGCUAUCUUAGCAAAACUUUCCAGUGACUUAGAUCAACCUGAUGUGAUUGAUAAUGUCAUGCAGGCGUUGGGUAUUGCAGAUAUCAUCAAACUUGAUCGACCUUUAGUGCAACAUGAUGAAAUCGAAGGCGGACCUGAUGUGUUCGAUAGAGAUUCGAAUUGGGUAGAUGAAGAAUUAGGAGAAAAUUCGGGUAGUGGAGAUCAUUUGUUUUCUUCUCGCAGACACAGAAACAAAAACAAUAUGCAUCCAGUACAGGUUAUAAAGGAAGCAUUUUUUCCACAAAAGGGACAACUUAAAGAUUUCAUUCAAAAUAAACGCAAAAAAGGCUUAGGUAUACAGAAUGACGAAAUAGGAAAUCUUGUAAAUGAUUGAUUGCUAACAUAUAUAUUUUAAAGGUGGCAA